This is a messenger RNA of Scleropages formosus (Asian bonytongue), 3931 nucleotides long. RefSeq names its product uridine-cytidine kinase-like 1. The record is from RefSeq and is a predicted model, not a curated record. Lineage: Eukaryota; Metazoa; Chordata; Actinopteri; Osteoglossiformes; Osteoglossidae. The coding region runs from base 111 to 1718 and encodes 535 amino acids. Gene Ontology annotation, molecular function: ATP binding; kinase activity. The transcript has 15 exons.
CCAUCUCUGCUGUGGUGCCGCUGCAACCUGCAGUGUCACCCAGAAACUGAUCUUGCAUACAGUGGUCCAGGAAUCUGCCGUGGGGAGCGAUUAUUGGCUAGCUGCUGGUCAUGAGCACUCUCCCGGCUUUCUCGGGGGCCAGGAUAUCUGGCUGCUGGGCUUUCAGGUCCGAUGGCAGCGGUUGCAGUGAGGAUUCGUUAGACAGGCUCCUCCCCCCUGUCAGCACAGGCCUCUCCCCCAGGAAGAGAACCACAAGCCAGUGCAAAUCAGAGCCCCCUCUGCUGAGAACCAGCAAAAGGACCAUCUACACUGCAGGGCGACCGCCCUGGUACAACGAACAUGGCACGCAGUCCAAAGAGGCAUUCGUCAUUGGCCUUUGUGGAGGCAGCGCUUCAGGGAAGACCACAGUGGCUAGGAAGAUCAUUGAAGCUUUGGAUGUCCCUUGGGUCGUGCUCCUCUCCAUGGACUCCUUCUAUAAGGUUCUCACCCCUGAACAGCAGGCCCUGGCUGCCAGCAAUGAUUACAAUUUUGACCACCCAGAUGCCUUUGACUUUGGUCUUUUGGUGCACAUCCUGCGUAAACUGAAGCAAGGCAAGAGCGUGAAGAUCCCUGUGUAUGAUUUCACCACGCACGGCAGGCAGAAGGAAUGGAAAACUGUGUAUGGAGCCAGCGUUAUUAUUUUUGAAGGAAUCAUGUCUUUUGCCGAUAAGGAGUUAUUGAAGCUCCUCGACAUGAAAAUCUUCGUUGACACAGAUUCCGAUAUCCGUCUGGUGCGGCGUCUGCGCAGAGACAUCACAGAGCGUGGGCGGGAUAUUGAGGGCGUCAUCAAACAGUACAACAAGUUUGUGAAACCUGCCUUUGAGCAGUACAUCGAACCGACCAUGCGCCUGGCCGACAUCGUGGUACCUCGAGGUGGAGGGAACAUGGUAGCCAUUGACCUCAUUGUCCAGCACGUCCACAGCCAGCUAGAAGAAAGGAAGCUGCGCUGGGAUAUGGCAGCCCUGGCCUCAGCCCACCAAGCUCAGCCGCUCCCGCAGACACUCAGCGUGCUGGAGAGCACUCCCCAGGUCAGGGGCAUGCACACCAUCAUCAGGAAUAAGGAAACCAGUCGAGACGAGUUCAUCUUCUAUUCCAAAAGGCUGAUGCGCCUCCUCAUUGAGCAUGCUCUGUCUUUCCUGCCCUCUCAGCCACAUGUUGUACAGACCCCACAGGGCCAAGAUUACGAAGGAAGAACUUUCCACGGAAAGAGGAUCACGGGGGUGUCCAUCCUACGUGCAGGAGAAACCAUGGAACCGGCCCUCAGAGCCGUGUGCAAAGACGUCCGGAUUGGGAAGAUUCUCAUCCAGACCAACCAGGACACAGGCGAACCAGAGCUGCACUACCUCCGUCUGCCCAAAGACAUCAGCGAGGACUACGUCAUUCUCAUGGACUGUACCGUGUCCACCGGCGCCGCAGCUAUGAUGGCGGUCCGUGUUCUACUGGAUCACGAUGUGCAGGAGGACAAGAUCUUGCUGUUAUCCCUGCUGAUGGCUGAAAUGGGGGUGCACUCUGUGGCCUACGCAUUUCCACAGGUCAAAAUUAUAACUACUGCUGUCGACAAGAAAGUCAACGAUGUCUUCCACAUAAUUCCCGGCAUAGGAAAUUUUGGGGACCGAUACUUUGGCACUGAUGCUCCCCAGGACUGGAGCGAUGAAGAGACGGAUGAGCCCAGCUACUAAAGGGGAAUGGCAGAUGAACAAACUGGGACAGCAUGGGAUUCUGUCCUUGGCAAACUGAAGGCAGGGCUUAGGAGGACUUUCUAAACGACCAGCAUUAGACUCUCUUGUAAGAGUGGGCCUGAUAACUGUAACGAGUAUACAUAUGUGCAUUUCUACAUAUUUUUAUAAAUAUGUUAGGUUUCAUUAUACCCAAGAGAACAUGGGUCGUAUUGUAAGGAUACAUAUUUCUGUCAUGAUUAAGCACUCUAUUUUUAAUUCUAUUGCUGUCUGAUUGUUGGGCAGCAAUUUUGUUUAGUAGGAUAAAGUGGCACAUCCUUUGCGCUGCCUUCAGCAUUUUCCAGAGAACGCAGGUAUGGUUUAUGUUAUCUAAAUGCUGGAGACGACAGUACUGAAUGUGAUGGGUUCACAUUUUUAAUCUAUAAAGCAUUUAUAUAUAUUGAGAUGUCCUUUGAAUUUUUUGAAGAAUUUGCCUUUUCCAAAAAAGCUUAAAUGUUCAUUUCUCUAUAUCAGUUUUUUUUCAAGGACCACUGAAUCAGACAACAGUGUAAAUGUGUGUUUUAAACCUCAGCCUUUCCCCUUUACUAAGCACUUUCUGACCAAACCAGAAUUGCUUUAGAGCUAACGCUCAUUCAUUUUCACUUUUGCAUAAAAUGGAGAGGUGUGUACAGCAACUUUCGUGUGUACACCUUUCCUCACCUUAGUUCUACCUGAUUUCACAGGUAGUUCUUGGUUAUUGGUCAUGCGUGACUGUGGACGUUAUCUUCAUGUUUGCAUUAAACGUGGUAAAUUACAGUAGGCAAAGCUCAAGCCUAUUAACUGUCUUCAGUUAAAUAGUAUUAUUUUGGUGAAUAGUUCAAGAUACCAUUUAAAAUAUCUGCAGAUUUACAGAUUUGUUUAUUUUCUUUUACUUUCUGGAGUGUGAAAUUGAUGUGAGGUCGCUGCCUCGAAGUGUACUUGUUGGCAUUUCAGACAUGUGCUUUUCUUCCCUUUAAGCAUGUCUUUUUUGCACUUAUGUUUUUAUAUUUGCUUAUCUGUUUGAAUGCAGUCAAGCAUGCAGCAAAAAAAUACAGAGCCACUUAGUGAAAUCCUGUAAUACUUUCACAAUGUUUUCAUUUUAUUGUCUUAAAACUCCUAAAUGCAAAAAUAUGGGAAAAUGUUGAUUGGUUCCUUUGUAUUAAGUGGCUUAAGGAGGUCAAUAUUGUUGCUUGUGUGUAUCUUUAAAUAUAUACAUACAGACAACCUAAGAUCACUUGUUUUCAAACUCAUGCUACAUUUACCAUAUAUGGUAUUAGCUCACAACAACUGGAAAAUUUUUAAUCGACAUAAUACAAAUGGAAUAAUACAGAUAUUAAAGCGAAGCUUUUUUCCACUUCACUGUUUCACGUACUACUGUUUGCUUUGCAAUAAUAUAUUUGUUACGUUUUAUUUCAUUUAUUCCAAGCUUUUAGUCUUUCAAAAAUCCACUUAUUUGGCUGAACAGAUAUAUCUGGACACAUGUUAGAGUAUGUGUUUUUGUGUAUGAACUGAGUUGGUCCACCCUGCUCCACCAGAUGUCUUAUUACUUCUCAGAUGUUUUCAGAGCCUUCUUGACUGAAAUAAGAGCACAACCAAAGAGUGAAAUAGAAUAAUGAGCAGGUAUAUAGUUAGUUUUACAGAGAAUAUUGAAGUAUGUUUUGGCAUUACCUUCCAGUGAUUCAUGUCCAGCAUUGCCCAUGAAUGUAGUAUCAGUGCCACUGGGAGCGAAUAAAUGUUACUGGAUAUUUCUUAAUUUUUAUUUAUUUAUUUAUCAAGGUUUUAUCAAGACCCUGCUUUCCUCAAGCUAAAUCUUUUCUGGCCAUGUAAAACAACUCAACUCUAUCAGGUAGUGUGCUGUGUGCUUGGUUUACUUUUGAUACUGCAUGGAAUUUUCAUAUAAACAAAUAAAAUGAUAUUUUAAUGACAAAGAUAUUUUCCUGCAUAUUUAUAGCAACCUAACCCACGCCACAAGUACAUGUAAGCAUUUUGUACAUGAGCGCUGUCUGUGUUUCUGAAUUGCCUUUUCUGACAUUUUCCAUCGUCAGUUUCAGUUUGAAUAGCUCAGGCUUAUACUUCCUGCAGUGAAAAGCUAUAACAAAGCUGAGAAGCAUGAGUGGUAGUAACUUCCGUGUCCUGUCUGAUAGCUUCCUCAUUGCUCAUCGGGAGAGUAUGAAUAGGUCACAACCAUGUGAUUUGUC